UAAUGGCUAGAAGAGCUAGACAUUCUAGCAAACUCCAUGAGUGUCACGUGCGCGGCAGGGUAAACUGCAGGGAUGUAAAUAUAAAUAUAAUAAUCAUAUCAGGUAAACCUAUAUUUAUCCAAAUUACUGAUUGUCACAAUUUCUGCCCCCUUAAGGUACAUUCUUAGUGCAGCAACGGUAGUGGAAGUGUAUCGGGUGCAGAAACACUCUAGAUUUAUGCACUAUAUACAUUCAACAGUUAACUCAUAGCCGAUGGUAGAGGCUCAGGACCAACUGAUCAUUACUACUGCUGGCUACGUUUUGAUCCAAAGUCCAGGGAAGAGAAUCGCCAGUCACCUCCCGAUGCGAUAUUAUCACGGUACCCAGACAAGGAGGAUUUCAAAGAUCAUCAACAAUGUCGAAGGCAACCAAGCGUAAGCAUGUCGUCAAGGAAGUUCUAGGAGACUACAUCACGCCUAACGAGAAACAGCAGAUUAUGAGGAUUAUGGGAAGCAAUGGCAAUAACCUCCACGAGGCUGUGACUGAGAGUGGUGAGAAGUUUCUUCUCAGCAUGCCCACAAAGUUCCGCAAGAACAUCUGGAUUAAAAGAGGUGAUUUUGUGAUCGUAGAUCCUAUCGAGGAAGGUGACAAGGUGAAAGGAGAGAUCCACUUUAUUCUCUACAGGGAUCAUAUUGACUAUUUGAGGAAACUUGGCAUCUGGCCUAAAGGAUUUGAUGCAGAUGGAAUAAGAGAAGACCAGAUGCAGAAAGAAGCACAGAAAGAUAAGACUAAAACCAGGGAGGAAAACGAAGGAGACGACAGCAGUGAUUCUGAGGAUGAACAGGACCUUUUUGUAAACACAAAUCGAGUCACUGUGCAGUACAGUGAGAGUGAAGAAGACUCAGAAGAUGACGAAGAGGACAAAGAUGAGGAAGGAGAAGAAAACUUUUAGUGACAGCUCCUCCUGCCAUGACCUUCAUACAAGUUGUAUUAGUGUAGUUCCUUCACCUCGUUUUGAAUUGUCAUUAGUAUUUAUAUACCUACCUAAAUUAACUAAGCCAUAAGGCACGGAAAUGUUGUUAAACAUCAGAUGACUGGUAAAUCAUUAAUUGAUGUAGAAAUUUGGCCCGAGUUUAAUCCACAUUUAAUAAUAAACUUAAAAAUGUUUCCUUGUUAUGCAUAUAGAUUAAAUAUUUCAUGUUGAUCUAGUGUAUUAAAAUGUUUUUUUGUAUCAUAAUGUAUGUACAUAUGGCAAUAAAUUUCAUAU
Messenger RNA from Clarias gariepinus (North African catfish), 1246 nucleotides. RefSeq names its product eukaryotic translation initiation factor 1A domain containing (gene eif1ad). The transcript is spliced from 5 exons. Gene Ontology annotation, cellular component: nucleus. The record is from RefSeq and is a predicted model, not a curated record. NCBI's taxonomy places the organism in Eukaryota, Metazoa, Chordata, Actinopteri, Siluriformes, Clariidae. Bases 395 to 931 code for a protein of 178 amino acids. Gene Ontology annotation, biological process: translational initiation. Gene Ontology annotation, molecular function: RNA binding; translation initiation factor activity.